AUGCAUACCGAAACGGCAGUUCGCGCGCAGGUCGUGGCACUUAGGGCCUUCACUACUAAAUCAAGUAGCGAAAUUGCCUAUCUAACGGGUCUAUCUAUCAGCUCGGUGAACCGCAUAUACGCGCGAGCUAUUGAGCGGGGUUUUAACCCACACGAAGAUCCUCUGAUUCAUGACCGUUAUGUGGAAGAUAAACCACGUUCUGGAAGACCUAUAAAGCAGGACACCGCUACCCAAGAUAUUGUUAUUUCGAAGCAAGCUUGGGAUCGAUAUAUCUGCCGAAACCGUUCGCCGAAUCCUAAAAAAAAGUGGCUUUCGGAAGACCAAGCCGACUCGGAAGCCUGGAUUGACACCAGCGAUGAAGAAGGCUCGUCUUAA
This is a messenger RNA of Penicillium brasilianum, 375 nucleotides long. NCBI's taxonomy places the organism in Eukaryota, Fungi, Ascomycota, Eurotiomycetes, Eurotiales, Aspergillaceae. The record is from the annotation of a GenBank genome assembly.